AUGCUCCUCUUCCCAGCUUUCUCAGUCACCGACGUCUUCGCUAAAUCUGCACCUCAUCGCUCCCACCCUCUCCCCCAUCAGCACUCAACCCCGAAUGAUGAACUCCUACACAACUCCUCCUUCUCGCAAUCCAUCGUGCCCACCGACACCUUGGCCACGGCCGCAGACCUCGACCUGCACGCCCUUUUCGUCCCCGACGGCGUCGGCACGCUCGCCCCCACCCCAGACCUUCAGCCCAGGAUCGACUACAUCACCACCACGUACCCGUCCCUCACGCACCUGAUCUCCACCUGCACGGGCGCCGGCGUCCUCGACGGCCGCAACGCAACAACCAACAAGGCCAUGUGGAACGAGACGGUCAGCCACGGCCCGCGCACCAAUUGGAUCGGGCAUGCGCGCUGGGUCAGGGAUGGGAACGUGUAUUUGCGCAGUGGCGUGAGUGCGUGGAUCGAGGACGUGUGGCGUAAGGAGCGGGCGGAUGAGUUGGCCGUGGGGAUCGAGUAUCCGAGGAUCACGGAUUGGCGCGAUGACCCCGUUUGCCGAGUAUUGGGGCGUGAAGGACGUGCCGCCUAUUGA
Cyphellophora europaea CBS 101466 is the source of this 576-nucleotide messenger RNA. RefSeq lists its product as uncharacterized. Lineage: Eukaryota; Fungi; Ascomycota; Eurotiomycetes; Chaetothyriales; Cyphellophoraceae. The transcript is spliced from 2 exons. The coding region runs from base 1 to 576 and encodes 191 amino acids. The record is from RefSeq and is a predicted model, not a curated record.